CCGUUUCACAUCACUCGUAUCACUCACCCCACACACUCCCCCUCACCCCCCUCCCACCCUCGCCACCUCAACAACCAUCCCCUCGCCCCUGCACGGCCAAGUGGUGGACCUGCAGCUCUGGCGCGCUGUACAGGUGGCGGGCAGGGAUUGGCUGGUGAUGGGUUGGCUGGAGGUGGUUGAGAGAGCAGAGAGGGGUAGGCUGGGUACUCUAGAGGAGGGAGGGAGCGGGAGCGGAGGGGAGGAGGAGAAUGAGGAUGAUGAGGAGGAGGAGGGCGAUGAUGAUCUGUGGGAAAAGGUGGAGGUACGUGCGCAGUGGUACCAGCAAGGAGAGCAUGGGAUAGGGAAAGAGCAGCAAGGGCCGCAUAGGCAGCAGCAGGGGCAGCAGCAGGGGCUGCAGGGGCAGCAGCAGGGGCAGCAGGGCCAGCAAAAGCAGGGAGCGAGGGAAGGGCAGGGAGGUGGGCAGCAGCAGGACUCGAUGUGGGAGGGCAGGCCAAGAGGCGGCAUAAUGUUUGUAGGGAGCUCUGGGUCGUCUGGUGCUUCACGCAGCAGGAGCCUUCAAGACAGCACGUGUCAAGACAGCAGCACCUACCACGCCCCUCACACCUUCCCUCCUCUCCCUCCCACUUCCUCCACCCUUCUUCCUCAAUCUUCUCUGUCCGCUGCUGCUGCUGCUGCUCCUCCCGGCCCAAAUUCUCCCGUUCCCCUUGCCAUGCCCGCGCCUCGCUAUGCCACGGCCGCGGCAGCAGGUGGAGCAUCAGUGCAGGAGGUAAGGGGGUUUGCGGAGGGAGGUGAAAGUGCUAUAGCGAGGAUAGAGAAUAGGGAGGUGGUGGUGGUGGAAGAGAGGGCGUGGGGUGGGACGGGGGGGGACGGGAGAGAGCCGGAAGGGAGAGGGAGGGGGUGGGGAGGAGGACGAGAGGAGGAGGUGGACGGACAAGCGAAGACGUGGGGGGGAGGAGAAUUGAAUGAUUGGGGUGCGAACGCUAGUGACUCUGAAUCGAGUGUGGUUGAGGCUGUGGCAGUUGGGCCUAGAACAGUGCCGGCAGCAGCAGCGGCAGCCACGGCUGUUGCCGGUGGUGGUGGUGGUGCCGGGGUGAGAUUGGGAGGGUGGUCAGGGGAUGUAGAUGCGUUUUCUGGAAAAUCAGGAGGAGCAGGAGCAGGACGAGGAGCAGGACGAGGAGCAGGAGGAGGGGGAGGAGGAGGGGGAGGUGGUAGUGGUGGUGGGGUAGCAGCAGGUGAGAGGGUGCAGGUGUGGAGUUCGUUUGACCCCAAUGCAUCUGCUGCUUUUUCCUCCGCUAACACCUCGCCUUACCAUCAGAACAAACACCAUUUCCCGCACCACCACCAGCACCACCAGCACCACCAGCAGCACCAACAGCAGCACCAGCACCCGCAGCAGGUUUUGAACAUCCCUCGUGCUGCCGCCUCUCUAGAGUCACCAUGCCACAGCCAGCAUCAGUACCCCGCCCUUCCCCAAUAUUACUCACCCAUAGACUCUCCUUACCAGCACCCCUCGCGUUUCUCUAGGCGGCAGCAGCACCACUCGCCGUCCCGCUCUCCCUUGCUGUAUUUCGCUUCUGUCCUGCGGCAGCAUGCACAGGCAAGCAGCAGCAGCCUGGAUUCUGUUAUAAUCACAGCCAGUGGUGAUUGCCAGGUGCCUGCAGCAUUCCCCCACAAACAUGCCUCUCCUCAGGGGUUCAUGCUUCCUGUCUCUGCAGCUGCUGCUGCAUCUGCUGCUUCCUCCGCUGCUGCUGCGGCGGUGGCGGCGGCAGCUGCUGCUGCUGCUCCAGCUGGUGAUGGUCUUGUGAAUAACAGAGCGGUUCCUUUGGAGGAUCAAGGGAAGGCUGGAAGCAGGAGCAGCAGUAAGAAGAAUCAAGGCGGGGAAGCGAAAUGCGAGGAAGAAAUGAUGAGAAACAAGCAGGCGAAGGAGGGAUCAGCGGACUUGUCUCCAGAAGCAACCUCCUCUGGCAAGAUCACUUCGUUCAAGCUCUGGGGCCUGAAACGAGGGGUGGCCGGGGCUGCUGCCGACAAGGGCAAAGCAAAGGCGAGAGACAAAAGGAAGCACAAGGGGAGGAGUAAAGUAGAGGAAGAGAGACAGGGCCCUGUGCAGGUUAAUGAAAGUGGGAUGGCGGUGGGCGAGCGAGGUUCAGAGAAAGGCAGCCCGUGGAUAAAGGGACAGGAAGGGAGGGUGAGCAAGGGCAGCAGCCUGUGGUAUGGGCGUGGCAGGAGUAGAGUUGUGGAGAGGCGUGAGGAGAGGGAUGAGUCGCUGGACAGGAAGCAGGGUAUAAGUGAGCGUGAAAGGGGGGAUAAGCCGUGGCAUGAGCUGCGGCAGGAAUGCGAAACUAGGCUUCUGGAGGUUACUGCUACAGCCGCUACAGCUGCUGCUGUUGCUUCAGCUGUCGCUGCAGCUGCGGAAGAGGAUGAGGUAACCAGCACGGAGUCAUGGCCUGCUCCCAGCCAGCAGCAGCAGCGGCAGCAGAAGCGGCAGCACAAGCUGUUGCCUCUUGAGCUGAUGGGAGUGACGGUGGGCUCUGGGGGGGGAUACGGGCAGGGGAGGGAAGAGGAGACGGGAAAGGGACGGCGAGAGGUAGUGUGGUUGAAGCAGGAGAUUGGAUGGGGCGGGAGGCGUGGAGGGAGGAGGGGAGGUGAAAGGGAUGGUGGCAGUGAGUUGGCAACUAGGGGACGGAGAGAUGAGGGGGGGAGUGAGGAGGAAUGGUCCAGUGAGGAGGAGGACGAGGAGGAGGAGGAAGAGGAGUGGUCAGAGGGUGAGAAGGAAGAAGUGGAGGAUGACGAGAUGGGUGAAAGAGGGGAAGAGGAAUGGAAACAGGAAGAGGAAGGAGACAGUAGAUCAGAGGGGGAAGGGGAGGAGGAGGACGAUGAUGAAGAGGAAGGGCAAAGUGAGAAUGCUACAGAGGAUUGUGACGAGCAUUCUUCACCCAUGGAAGAUGCAUGGGAGCCGAUCCGGCUUGAGCGGUUGCCAGGGCCCCCACCGUCCUUUGUUGCUUCUGCUGCUCGUGUGUACCGGCCUCCCACACCCCCUGUUCUUCGGGUACGACAUCUAGGGAAGCAAGCAGCGUACCGUGCUGAUCUCAGAGAGCACCUGGAGGACCUGUAUAGUGAUGAUCUGCCCUGCCAUCCACAGCAGCAGCAGCAAGAUCACCACCAGCAGAAUCACCACCAUCAGCCGGAACUUUACAGGGAUCCUCACGGCCAGCCGCAGCAGUGGCAGAGGCCACAGCAGGGCGCAGCAGCAAACAGCACUCCCCUUGGCAGCCGCACUGCCCCUCCUCUUCCUCUUCCUCCUGCGUCUGCCAUCCAGCGCUUCCCUCCCCACCACUUAAUCCGGCCACAGCCAUUGGCUUUGCCUCCCUUCCACUCAAACCAAACUGAGCCUCUGCCACUGCCUGCCUUGUCAGCGAGUGGCUAUUACCCUGGAUCUUCUUCACUUGAUUCAGCAGCCGCUGUGCUUCCUAGCCCGGGUCACUUUGGCCCUAGUUCCUGCCCUGCCUCCCUGCCUCCCUCACAGUGGCCACCUUCACACUAUGCUGCUGCAGCCGCCGCUGCUGCUGCAGCUGCUGGUUUGCCUAUUUAUGUGACUCCACGCCGUGACAAUCGAGAUAUGGAAACAGCUUGGGUGGACCAAGACACUACCCAGCCAUAUUUCCACAGUGCUCAAGAACGGCGUGCUCUUGCUGCAGGGCAUGCUUCAUUGGAGGAUAGUAGUGCUGAAGGGAUGGCUUUGUAUGGUGGCUAUGCAGCAUAUGAGGGACGACAGAUUUAGGCUCCACAAGGAGAAUGUAGUGCACUUGGCGCAUCUCAUAUCCCCUUCCUGCUUUUGACUUCCGCUUCUGCUCUCCUUGUG
Molecule: messenger RNA, 3859 nt
Organism: Closterium sp. NIES-67
Lineage: Eukaryota; Viridiplantae; Streptophyta; Zygnematophyceae; Desmidiales; Closteriaceae
Source: the annotation of a GenBank genome assembly